Camelus dromedarius (Arabian camel) is the source of this 4935-nucleotide messenger RNA. RefSeq names its product tetraspanin 32 (gene TSPAN32). Lineage: Eukaryota; Metazoa; Chordata; Mammalia; Artiodactyla; Camelidae. Gene Ontology annotation, cellular component: membrane. The record is from RefSeq and is a predicted model, not a curated record. The coding region runs from base 25 to 942 and encodes 305 amino acids. The transcript is spliced from 9 exons.
GAGAGGAGACCAGAGGAGACCGCCAUGGGGCUCUGGAGUCGAGUCAGGGUGGCCAAAUGCCAGAUGCUGGUCACCAGCUUCUUUCUCUUGCUGCUGGGCGUGGCUGUGGCCGCCAUGGCUGCCCUCACCUACUUCGAGGCCCACUUUGCCGUCAUUGGCCACGCGUCCUCAGGGAGGACCCCCUAUGAGACCAUACGCCACUGGGCCUUCUCUGCAGGGAUCAGCCUGGCCGGGCUCCUGACCCUGGCGGCCGUGCUGGGCACUGCAGCCACUGUGAGAGAGGCCUGGGGCCUUAUGGCAGGGGCCUUCCUGUGCUCUGCCCUGGUCUUCUGUGCCCUGGUGCAGGUGGCCUUCUGGAGGUUCCACAGCCCCAGCCAGGUGGAGGAUGCCGUGCUGGACACCUACGACCUGGUGUAUGACCAGGCGGUGAAGGGCUCGGAUGGAAUCUGGCGGCAGGAGCUGGUGGCCAUCCAGGACACGUUUCUGUGCUGUGGCAAGGGCUCUCCCCACGGCCUCCAGGGGAGCUCGGAAGCUGACCUGUGUCGGGGAGAGGCGGCUGCAAGACAGGACUGCCUGCAGGCCAUCGUGAGCUUCCUGGGGACGCUCGGGGUCGUCGUGUCCACCCUGAUCAGCCUCGGUCUUGUCUCCACGGUAUCCGCCAUGCUGCUCAGCGCCUUCCUCUGGUUCGCCAUCCACUCGGGCUGCAACUUGGACCGCAGAGGCAAAUACACCCUCGGCCCGCGGGCCCAUGGCUGCCGGCCCCAGGAGCCCAGAUUCUCCGGACGCUACCAGCAGAGGCCUGCAGCUCACCACCCGUCUGAAGCGGAUGCUCUCAGGGGCCACCUGGGUCCCAGCAGACAGUCGGGGGGCCCUCGGCUGCUUCAGGACACCCCCCUUCCCGCCCAUAGACGCAGAGACGCCCCGGCCUCGUCCCGCCUGUGAGCCUCAGCAGGAGAGGAUGCGCUGUCUUCUUCCACAUCGUGGUGGGAGGGGGAGGACGGGGACCCGGCCAGAUGUGAGGGACCAGGGGUCCCUCACAGACUCCGGGAACAGGCUGCGCAGGAAGCAGGGGGCAGGCUGAGCUGGGCUCUCUGCCUUGAGUCUCACAAGGUCAAACCGAGGGUGGGUCGGGCUGGAUGACCCUUCUCUGCGCAGCUGUGGCACCGAUGCCCCCCCUUUGCAUGCUGUCAGGGGGCCGCCCUGCUCCCCGAGACCCCGCCCCCUCCUUCUCACGUGUCUCCAUCCUCAAGUCAGCGUGGUAGGCCGGCUGCUGCGAGACUUCCUCUGACACCCCCGUCCAGCGGCCGGAGAGCUCUCUCCGCUUUCAAAGGCUCCAGUGGCUGCAUGAGGGCCACCGGGUCACCUCCCUGUCGUAAGGAGAAAUCACAUUUUCCGUGAUGCUGUGUUCGCAGAUCCCAGGGACUUAGGCAGGGCACUGGGGUGGGGGACGCAUUUGAGAAAUUCUGCCACAGCCUCUCCCACCCGACCUCCAACCACCUGCCUGGUGAGUUCUCUCUAACCAGCUGUCCCACGGUGUGCAUCCUCUGCUCAAAACCCAAAGUCCUGGGUGGAACACCCAAUGGCCCAGCCUAGGCCAAGGCCCCAGCACGGCUGACAGAGGAAGAGGGAACGUGGGGCCCUUUGACCUUCCACAGCGGGAGCUCAGCCCUGCCCCGGCCAGCACUACACAAAGCCAGCCCCCUCAACCCUAGAAGCAGCCUCCUGGGGCAGGCGGGGAAGGGGGACAGAGUGACAGACGCCCACUGCAACCCACCCCUUGUGUUUCCAAUCACACGCACUCCCCUCCCACACUUGCACUUCCAAAACCAAGGCGGCUCCCGCCCAACAUCGAGCAGCAGCUGCCCCACAUCCGGAGUUGCACAGACCUCGCCCCGGAGGGAGGAGCCCCAGGUCUCCUGGUUCUGCGCUGGGUGGCCAUCCCGGCCCCGGGGGUGUGCGCCCCUCUCCUGGGCCCGUUCUCAACUUACUGAAUAAACUUUGCAGAAGCACCAGCUCUACACCCUGGGUGCAGGGGCUGCUCCUUCCCCGACAGACUGGCAGGCUCCCCAGCUCCACCCCUCCCCCGUUCCAAGUUCUCUCGCUGGUCCGAGUGCAUCUCCUGCUGGGUGAACCCAGCCUUCGCUUCAGAGGAAGGCCUUUGUCCAGUGGUCGCUCCCUGCCACCAACUUUCAUUACCGGGUGCGCAGGAAGAGGAGAGACCAAGGGGACGCCACAUCGCACCCACGCUGAGUAGCAGCGCCUCGUUUCCUCUUGAUAGGGUCACCUGGCCGUCACCACGGACAGCCCCUCUAUGGUCUCUUAGCCCAGUGGCGGAGGAGCCCCAGGUGAGCCAGGUGGGACCCCCAAUUCCAGCUCAAAGACACUGGUUUCAUUCAAUGCGUUCCUUUGUUGGUGACUAAAAUCUCUACACCAGAAGAGUGGAGGCCACCAGGGCCCAGAGGCAGACUUUGGGGAUUGGCUCGUUCGUUCUAAUCACAAGAGGUGUCCCCCACCCCCGCAUCCUGCUCUGGGGAAAUGGUGCCGUGGACGAGCACGUCCUGCAGGACACAGUGCAGGGUCACGGGGCUGUCCCGUGGCCAUGGCCCUAGAUGAUGCCCGAGGCCCGCCCGCCACCCCCAGGGUCACCUCUUUGGAGAAGCAGGGUAAACGGCAGCCGUCGGGAAGCCCACAGGCAUCCCCCCUUGCCCGUUCCUUCGGCUGUAAAGUCAGUUCCUUGGCCAGAAACGAUGGUGCCUGGGGGACCCAGACGUAAAGAAGGCUUUAAGUAAGUAAAUGGGGGAAGUGCGGGCGCAGGCGGGGAGCAAAGCCCAACCCAGGGUGAGGGCCAAGUUCAGUGGGAACAGCCACUCCCCCCAUGAAGGGGGACCCUGAUGUUUGCUGUCCGGUCCAUGUGGCGGGGCGCCCAGGCUGGACAGGACUUCUAGGGGCAGCUGGGAGGCUGGUUCCACGUGAGAUUAGCACUUGAAGGGGUGGACUCAGGAGAGCAGAUGGCCCUCCCCCGAGUGGGUGGGCACCGUCCAGUCCACCGAGGGCCCGAGGGGAACACAAGGCGGAGGGAGGGAGGACAUGCCUUUUCCUGCCCCACCCACCUAAUGCUCUCCUGUACCCAGACCAGGGUUACACCAUCCACUCCCCGGGGUCUCAGGCCUCCAGACUCAGCUUGAGGGGCAUCACCACACUGGCCUGCCUGGGGCUCUGGUUUGCAGAUGGCAGGUCAUUCCCAGCCUCCAUCACCGUGUGCACCAAUUCCUCAUAACACAUCUUUUAUAGAGAAAUGGGUAGGCAGAUAAACAGAUGAUAAUGGAUGGAUGGAUGGAUAGAUGGGCAGAUACAGAGACAGAUAUCUCCCUGGUUCUGUUUCUCUGGAGCAUCCUGGCCAAUACAGGGCUCAAAGUUAGUGAACCUGCUGGCAGGUGUCCUGUGAAGAUGCCAGGUUGCAGUGCAGAAUUGGACGCUGCUGCGCUGGCUGUAGGGGUGUCCGGGUGAAACUCGGUGGAUGGACCCAUGGGAGGCUUCCCUUCUGUCCUCUGUCAGCUUUGCACAAGGCCACUGGGCGGCAUGAGGGUGGCUGGGAAGAGACUGCCUGCCUGCCACGGGGGUGCAAGAACCUUACAAGGAUCCAGACACCCCACCUCACUGGGCAAUGGGGAGCUGCCAGGCCUGCCCAGCUAUGGGACCCAGUGGACAAAUGACACUGACAUCAGGACGGGCAGUUCAGGUCAGCCUCUCCCUGGGCCCAGAGGGGAGCCAAAUGCUGAGUCACAACAGGAGGUGAGGUCCUUGCAAAGAGUGUGACAGUGCCCCUCGCAGGACUGGCUCUGGUACUCUCCAUCGCAGCUUUGUGGCCACCACUGGGGCCGUGGGGUCUCUGGGUCACAAGGACCGAGCCAUGUGGCCACUGGGGCACCUCCGCUGGCUCUGCACCUCGCACAAAGCCAGCCACCCGACAUGCUGCCUGGAUGCAGGUAGGGGCAGAAGGGCAGAUGCCCAAACUCCGGAAGCGCUGUGCACAGGUGACCAAGGCCCGGAGGGGACACACCUGUGUUCACUGGACCCAGAGAGGACUUCUGUUUUCACAGGGUUUACUUCUCACUCUGCAACAGUGAUUUUCACCCAAGCGACCUGCCGCUUCCUCCUCCAAGUUCCAUCAGCACAGUGUCUGGGGGUGGGGUGGCAUCGGGUAGAUGAGUGGUCAAGGUCCCCAUGAACUCAGCUGUGGCCAAGAGCCCAAGUGUCCACGUGGUCCUGAGGCAAGACCACACUCCUGACCUUCCAAGUGAAAGCAAAUGGCCUCUCGGGACAGACCCAAAAAUGCAAAAACCAAAGCAGGCAUUCACUGGCUGAGCAGCCGCGGGCCCGGUGCGCUGCCUGCCUCCGCGUGCUCCGACUAAGAGCGCCUGGCACUACGGCUGUGCUUAUGCCACCACCAGAUCGCAAGGCCCACCCGCCCCACGGAGCGAGGCUCGCAGCCUGACAACCUGAUGCAGCGCUACACCCAGAGGCGGGACCUCUGCGUCCCUGCGUGUACAUGUGCCCACGCGGGGCAUCGCCCAGCUGUCCGCCAAGCAUUCGUAACAGCUCCAGGGCUCACAGCAGCGCACACGUGUUCUGGCAGUUACCUCCCCUCGCCCACCGAUUUAGAACUUCUAUAGGUGUUCCAAGGUGUCACACUAUAGUUUGAAUUUCUGGUUUCCUUCUUACUACCCAGGUUUUCAUGUUUAUUGGCCAUUUCUGUAUCUUAAUCUGUGAAAUGCCUGUUCAUGCAUCUUGCCCGUUCUGGGGGUUGGAUCUUGUGUCUCUUUCUUCUGAUUUGCGGGGAAUUUUUUAUGCACUACUGGGUGGCGUUCAUCUGUUGCACAUCUGUAUUGAAAACGUUGUGUGUUUGUGAAUUGACUUUCACCUUCUUUAUAGUGA